Messenger RNA from Macrobrachium nipponense, 4302 nucleotides. It is a transcript of the gene Ntan1, whose product is annotated as protein N-terminal asparagine amidohydrolase-like. The transcript is spliced from 8 exons. Lineage: Eukaryota; Metazoa; Arthropoda; Malacostraca; Decapoda; Palaemonidae. The record is from RefSeq and is a predicted model, not a curated record. Gene Ontology annotation, cellular component: nucleus. Gene Ontology annotation, biological process: ubiquitin-dependent protein catabolic process. The coding region runs from base 693 to 1979 and encodes 428 amino acids. Gene Ontology annotation, molecular function: protein-N-terminal asparagine amidohydrolase activity.
GAUCUGUAUUGAAGUCUGAAAUGCAAAAUGUGACCAGAAUUCUGCUGUAUAUAAGUUGGCCACGGAUCUCAAGUCCGUGAGGGUUAGGAGGGCAAUUUGGCAUCUGGAGUGGAUGUUCGACGUUACGCCUCAGUCAAGUGUUGGUCAGCUCAGUGGGCACAGCUGUGGGCACGCUACUUUUUUUCACCUGCUUGUGCUGCCGACUUGUUUGUUUUAUUAGUUAAGAAUUAAGAGUUCUCUCACCGACUGUGGAUUCGUAACAACUGUUACCGAAGGAUGUGAUGGUUAGGAGUUGUGGUCGUUCGGGCGAGAAAAUCCGAGAAUUGCAUCGAUAAUUGAUAUUGGAAAGUGUCAAGUUGUGUUAAGUGUUGGGAAGAAAUCAAAGUAGGUUUGUGUGAGUGGGAAAGCCCUGCUGCUGCUACUACUACUACUACUCCUGCUGCCGCUGCUGCUGCUGCUGCUACUAUCACCACUAGUACUACUUCUGCAGAAACCACUGGUACUAAUCCAGGGCUGCGUGUGCUACUUGCUGCUGCCCUUUAUUUCUCUCUCUCUCUCUGCUGUUCCUCCUCCUCCUCCUCCACCUACUCCUCCUACUGCUCCUACUUUUGGGACAGGAGCCUUGAGGAGCAGCGACAACAACAUACAGCGAGACAGAGAAUCUCCCACCGACACAGACUUGACGAUACAAAAUGGUGCUGAUCGUGAACGAACAGUUGGUGAAGGAAGUCCCUUCCUCCACGACCGGUAUCUACACUCAGUGGCCUCGCCUGAAGGAGACCUCGCACGCCCUCACCACUAUGCUCACGGAUAACGUGGGCCCCAGGGGCCUCCUCUACCUCCGCCAGAGGGAAUACGCCGUCACAGUGCCACACGACGAGAACCUCCACAUACUGGGCACCGACGAUGCCACCACUUCCGUCAUGGCCGUCCUUCGACAUACAGGCUCCGGAGCUGUGGGUCUAGCCCACUUCGACAAAUGCAGCCACGACGAGUGCCUCAGCGGCGUCCACAUCUGCUCCCACGACGACGGCGUCAUGCACUUGAUCACCCGCAUCAACGAGCUCUCCAUGGGGUACACCGAAGGGCGCCUUGAGCUCUGCGUCGUUGGAGGCUUCCAGGACGCCCGCGCCAUCUGCGAGAAAGUCACGCUUUCCUUACUGAACGCAAUGCACAAGAGCCCACCGCAGAUUCACCUGGUCCUGCUAUGCACAGGAGAGAUGAACACCACUCUUCGUGGCAACAUAUCGUGGCCCCUCGUCAAAGGCAUCGGCGUCAGCACCCAGACGGGCAAGAUCUUCCCAGCCACAUUCACAGACAAAGGUCCAUACCUCGUCCUUCGGUCCACCAGGGUCUUCACAGGCGCUCAGCAGAUGGUUGAUAUUUACGACUGCGCCCUGGGUCUCCUGAGGAUCGGCCCUUUCAAUUACGAACCUCACGCUGGAGUAGAACUGCUCCUUCAGCAGACAGAUGAGGUCAUCCUUCAGUGUCUCUCCACAACUCCAGAGGUCGAGGAUCCCACAUGGGUGAAGAUGGUGCGAGAAGUCCUGAAGCACAUCAAAGAGCACCCAUUCCCUGCCGUCACCAUCUUCCCCGACAACCGACCCCACUACUUCAGGAGAGACAAUCUGGGCACUUGGUCCCCGGCCGAACUGCCCAACAACAACGACUCCACCCCCGACGCCAACGUGCAGGCAGCUGCCCAGGCUGCCGUAGGAGCUGCCGUGGCUGCCACAGGGGCAUGGACACAGGCUGGGGGCGUCACCACAACAUCAGCCCCGCCGACACCCGCUCCUUUGUCAUCUGCCCCCUGGGGGACCUCAGUGCCACCAAGAUAUGGCUCCCUGCACCUGGACUGCCGCCUGAAGACCCAUUUAGCCGUGCCUCCAGUUGUCAAUCCUGGCCAGCACUAUGAUGACCCCCUACUGAAUCCCGUGAAGGAGCGUUUCAUGCCAGCAUGGCAGACCUCGCAGUUGUGACCAUCCACUCUUUCCCUAUGCGAUUCCUUCUCUCUGCUGGAGGGAAUGGACACAGGCUGAAUACCUGGCUGGCGACGUGGCUCUGCGGCGGAGACACUGUCGCCAAUCUCUGCACCAGCCGCCAGAAUUCAUCGUGCCAAACUGCAGACCACCACCCACGACUAAACAACACCUGCUGAAGUACAUCUCACUCUGGUUUCUGUAUUUUUUGUUGUUGUUUUUAAAAAUGUAAUGCCUUGCAAUAUUGUUUGUUGGGCUUAGUUAGCCAUUGCAGUAUUUGGUGUUUGCCUUUUCCAUUUUUGAUUCGAAGUUAUUGGUAUAUUUGCGUCCGCAACUUCUAAAAUGUGACCUUUCAGUGAUUUGAAUUUCAAAAGCUGGUCCUGCCAAGAAGACUAGUGUGAAGAUGAAUGCAGGUGUGACAAAGUGAAUGGUGGGCGUGUUGGGGGCAGCAGGUGAAGGUUUUGCUGCAGUGGUUACUGGGUCUCAUGACCUUAGACUGCCACUUGUCUCUCUCCUCUUCCUGGUGCAAUAUUUGUCUCGUGGGUCAAUUUGCAACAAAUUUUGUAUUCGUCUGCAGGUGUUAGUUCUGAUGUGAAAUAAGAAUAUUGUAUCUAUUACAUCCUUGAAAAAUCAUUUUCUUUUAAAGAUUGUUCAUAUACCAUGAUUGAUAGGAUGCUACGUGCUGUUGUCUCAGAGGCCUGUUGACUUUGGAAAUAGAACUAACCACAGAUAAUGUCCUUCUUCUGGCCCUAACUGUGUAGAAAUGUUUUCCCUUGUAAAGAUAGGUCAAGUUAGUGAAGCCUUUGUAGUUGUGGGGUAUCCAAGUUUCUCUUUACAUGCAUGUAUAAUGCAGAUUUUUUUCGUAUUCUUCGUGCUGUUUCAGACAUUUAUAUUGUAAUGCUGACCUAAGUGGUGGCAUCUGACUUGGUUCUGACACUUGUGAUAGGGCAGAAUUCUCUUAGUUUUAUUUACUUUUCGAUUCAUGUGUCUGUUGUGGGAGUCUUGCGAGCUGAAUGAACAAGUGUGUAGUUGUUACGUUUCUCUUGUUUAUAGAUUUUCCAAGCAUAAUGUGUAUGAACUUUGUAGCAAACAGUAUUUUGGUCUUCAUAAAUGUAGAUUUUGAUAGGAUUUUAGGUCGUCUAUGUGGAUAUUUUUUGUGUACUGAAGUUACUUCCAUGUGCAAGUUGUUAGGGCUCUAACUGACUGGUAAAUGAGUGGAUUUUUUCAUUUCCAUUGAUGUAAUGUAUUGUAUAGGCUAUGUCCCACUAAACUACUGUUUCCGUAAACUCCGAUGGUAUUAAUCACACGUGUUGAAAUGCAAUGAUUGCCUACAGGUGGCAUGAAGAAAUAGACACUCCUUAAAGUUGCUGGAUGUGGUGUUCAUGCAAUGGUUAAUGAUCUUUUAUGUUACAGCUAUGAAUUCUUUAGUUUCUUCUGUAUAGUGAAGCUAUGUAAGGAUUUAUUACUACUACAUAGGAUUUUCAUACUCGAGUAUAUUUGUAUUAAACGGAUUAUGUUGUAUAGUCUGAAGCGAAGAUCGAUGCAUCAUUAUUUGUAGGAUUUUGGAUGUUGUGAAUGAAAAGCAGAGUAAAAAUUCGACGUCUGUACAAUCAGAAAAAUUGUAUGAAAUGAAAAUACAUCGUAAAACCUGCCGAUUUUCUUAGAAAUUGCAUUUUCUACAUCGUAAUUGUGGAGACGUUUUUUUUUCCUUCACCACGGAAUAAAAAGUGAGGUCACGAGAGAGUUAGGAAAUGUCCAUCGGGAACAAACAUGGUCGUUCAUUCUCUGGAGGCCUCCUGUUGAUUUGGAAAGAGAUGUAUAUGUUUCUUUCCCGUUCUUUUUUUUGUUAUGUAUAGUAUAUUUUAUGAAGUCAUAUUUUUCGAUUCUCACGUUUAUUGGUAUACAGUGCUGCUGCAUUUAAUUUUUUCCUUUUGGUUUUCAUUUAUUUAUUUUUUAUUUAGGAGAUGACACAAGCGAGUGAGUAGAGUACUUAGUGGUUCAUAGGGAAUUUUUCUUAAUGUUUGUCUCAUCUUCAGGGUUUUGACUCCUAGAUAAUUUUAUGAUUGAUUUCGUUGCAAAUAGAAUAGUUUUCCUGUCCUCCUCGUCUCCUGGCGUUGCACAUUCCGGAAACCCCAGUGGUAUAGGAGACCUUCCUCCGAAAUAAUCAGUAAUUGUCUGUCAUUAUCUUGUACAUUUUUUUAACCUGUAAUGCUUUUUUGUCUCUUGUGUAUUUAGGGAAAUGUCUUUUCAAGAUCAUGCAUUCACAAAUGUUCUAUUUUUUCACAAUCAUUCAUUAUUGUCAAAUAUAUUUCCAUUUACAUUU